GCAAAAGCAUCGAGUACUUGGCGAUAAAAUUAUGCUUACUACUUACUGUUAUCUCUAUCUCAAUUAUAGCGGCACUUUCAAUUUUUGUGUUUAAAAUGUCUAACUAUUCAUUUGGCACUUGCCCGUAUAAUAAAGAACAUCGCAUCAUGCUAUUCCGCAUGCCGGGCCACAUUGUCAAAUGUAUGAAAAACUACCGUGGGCCGCCCCUGCAAACUUGCAAAUAUAAUGCCAUACACCGCGUGCUCGACAUGGAAGAGCACCUGAAAGAAUGUGAGGACUACCACAAGUUUACUGAGAAUAAUUCGUUUCAAAUGGCGCUUUCGGUGCGCGCACAACCCAUUAUUUACGACGAAGAAGCUGUAUGAGGCACUAGGUUUGAAUCAACAUUGACUUUUGUUCACACUUAUGUACGUACAUCAUUCAUCACAUAGGAUGGAUGUACGCCUUGAAGAACAAUGCAACAUUUUCGUUGUACUUUUUCUUGCUAUAAUUUGCCGUAAUAUGUGUAGGAAUAUUGUUAUUAUUUCAUAAUCCGUAGAAACCAUCCAAGAACAGUUAAUGUGUACCCAUAUUUUUUCACCAAAAUAUGUCUAAAGUAUUAAUUAAGUUAACGGGAAAAAAACAUACUGUGUGUGUUAACACCGCCAUAUUCGAAAAUCAAAUUAGCAUUUAAAAUUAUUUGUUUAUUAUGAACCUUACUCAAUAAAGCAAAUGUUUUGGUAUUUA
Molecule: messenger RNA, 726 nt
Organism: Drosophila subobscura
Lineage: Eukaryota; Metazoa; Arthropoda; Insecta; Diptera; Drosophilidae
Product: gametocyte-specific factor 1
Exons: 2
Coding region: 96-365 (89 amino acids)
Source: RefSeq, a predicted model, not a curated record